Messenger RNA from Doryrhamphus excisus (bluestripe pipefish), 6025 nucleotides. Lineage: Eukaryota; Metazoa; Chordata; Actinopteri; Syngnathiformes; Syngnathidae. The record is from RefSeq and is a predicted model, not a curated record.
GAUGGCGACCCACAGUUUCUAUUGUCAUCGUGAAGACCCUGCAAAGCGUCUCUUCACAGUCUCUUAAGGCUAUGAUACAAAUGCCGGUUUUUAACACAUAUGCCUGUGAUUUGCUUGUAUGUUGGCGCUUCAUGGAGGCUCGGAUGCAUCACAAAGGAGGAGAAGGUGUGCAACACAAGCAGCUGCAGCGGUGCAGACAUGAGUGUGACCUCCUGGUUCCUGGUGAGCAGUGGGGGCACUCGUCACCGACUUCCCCGGGAGAUGAUCUUUGUUGGGCGGGAUGAUUGCGAGCUCAUGCUACAGUCGCGCAGCGUGGAUAAGCAGCACGCCGUCAUCAAUUAUGAGCCGGGCUCAGAUGAACACAAAGUCAAGGACCUGGGCAGUCUGAAUGGGACGUUUGUAAACGACGUUCGUAUUCAAGAGCAGAUGUACAUCACCCUCAAGCUAGAGGACAAGCUGAGGUUUGGAUAUGAUACCAACUGGUUCACGGUGGAGAGGGGCGAGCUCACUGUGCCCGAGGAGGCUCUCAAGCAUGAAAAGUUCACCAGCGGCCUCCAGCUGAGCAAGAAACCAUCCAAAGGUGAAACUACGAGCACGACGACCAUGAGCAAGUCUCCAAUUAAGACCCCAUCAAAGACGCAGAAGUCUUCGCCCAGUGGGGGCGCCCCCAGGUCCGGCCAGACAACAGCAGAUGGGAUCUCUCCCUCUAAGGAGCACACGCUCAAAUCUGGAGACAUUCACAAAGCAGAGGAGAAGAUUGGAGGGGAUGUUGCAUCUCUGCCCCGUGGGACCCCCCUGUACGGGCAGCCGGCUUGGUGGGGGUACGGGGAUGCAGACGACGAGAACUCCUUCAAACAGGACACCAAGAUAUCCGGCAAGAAGCAUGACCUCACUGCAGAGGGCAAAGAGACUCGUCGGGGAGGGUCAACCAAAGAGGACGGCCACAAUCCAAGCUACAUGGAGGUGCCUACCAAGGAGAAUCAUGUGGCCACUAAUGGCAUCCAUGAGAUUCCCACCAAGGACACAGAGGGUGCCGGCUCUCAAGGCAACACAGCUCAAGGACACGCCUCCUUCACAAUAGAGUUCGACAAUACUUCCCCGGGCAAAGUCACCAUCAAGGACCAUGUGUCAAAGUUCAUGCCCGGCCAGCACAGGUCACGGGCCAAGAGAAGCGUAGCGGGAAGCGGCGGGUCGGGCGGACGGGACCUGAGCACACUCCAGGCAGCCAUGAUGGCUUCGGAGAGCAAAGUGGCCGAUUGGCUGGCACAGAACGACCCCACCCUGAUCCGCAACGAGUCGACGGAGGACGACAGCAAGAGCAACAAGAGUGAUGUGCCGGUGCAUCUCAAAAGGCUGAAAGGUAGCAAACAUGAAGAUGGUACGCAAAGUGACUCAGAGAACGGCCUAGGCCUGCGCUUCGCCAGCCGCCGCCACGCCCUCGAGGAACGCCUAAAAGCUGCACACGGCCAUGUGGGAGGUGGUGGUGGAGGAGGAUCCGGGGAGAACGUGACGGUGACCCGAGCCAGCAGCACCCGCACGGCCUUCAUGAUCGAGCUCUACGACGAGGAAAACCCACGCAAGCGUCGGUCGUAUUCGUUUUCCCAGACAGCGCCUCUGCUCGCCGGUGCUGGCGGCGAGGGGCUGUGUCCACAACCCCCCUCUCAGCCUAAAGUGUUCAGCAUUUCCACCUCAGCUACAACGGCCUUAGACUCAGGUAAAGCCCCGGUCCCGAUAUCUGCCACAGUGGCAGCAGGCGCCCCGACGGCGGCCCGCGUUCUCCUCAAACAGCGAUCUGAGGACCCCAGCAUCGGCCGCAGCUCCAUCAGCACCGGGCUGGCAACCGGGAGCCCCAGCACCCCCAGCGAGGACGCCUCCAUUGUGGGGCGAGGAGCCGGGGCAGCCGGGAGGGAGGCGGCGGCGGCGGAGGAUGAACACAGCGACAACGGAACCUACACUAUCGAGCUGGAGAACAGGAACCUGGAGGAGGAGGAAGCCCGCCGCAUGAUUGACAAGGUGUUUGGGCUGCAGCAGAACCAGGACUCCUGCAUGUCAGACCUCCAAGGGGAGGGGAAAGGAAAGGAAACUGCAGAGACAGGAAAGGAGGCUCCUCCCACCGACUCAAGCUGGGUCUCCCAGUGGGCGAGUUUGACUGCCAAUCACACCAGGACUGACCCAGAAGGUUCUGGGGCCGAGACAGCUGCCUUUGUGGACAAAGAAAGCGAAGGAGAUGCCUUGGUGUCCAGCAAAGGGGAAUCCUCAUCAAAUCUGACUGACCGCAAGCGACGGACCCUUCCCCCACUUCCUGUGGAUGACCCCCGCACCAAAUCCAGCACAGUCAAACCUCCGCCGCUGAGGUCUGAGAUUGGAGAAAAGCAGGACACGGAACCACAAGAGAAAGAGCACAAGGGAGACGGGGAAUCCCCACCCCCUCCCAUGGAGAACGGUGACAUGACCAACAAACGCAAAGCGAGCGCCACCGCCUCUCCCUGCAAGGCUCUUCAGCGGAACUCUGGCAGCGGUGAGCGCAGGAAGAGGUCAGAGAAAAGAAAGGAGGAACAAGGGGAAGGAGAAGGAGGAGAGAAGUCCCUGAAGCCUCUUGUGCGCCAAGGCAGCUUCACCAUCGAGAAGCCCAGCGGAAGUGUCCCCUCGGAGCUCAUCCCGCGCAUCAACAGGGGUGGCGCCGCCGCUCGUGAGCGCAGCGACUCCGUGGGCAGCAUGGACACCGCCACGCUCCUGAAGGACACCGAAGCUGUAAUGGCGUUCCUGGAGGCCAAGCUAAGAGACGAAAACAAGCUGGAGCAGAAAGCUUCUAAAACCAGCAGCAUCAGCAGUCAGAUUUCAGGAUACAGCUUCCCGCCUCGGACCGACUCCAUUUCCCCGGAGUCAGACGUGGACACGGCCAGCACGGCUAGUCACGUUGCCGUAGACGCUGAUGGGAAGGCCGGCAGCAUGCAGAAACGACGUUCCUUAAGUAGCAUGCAUCGGGAGAAGAGCAACAUGAACACAAACUCCAAAUCCAGCGUCCCUGCCACUGCACGGGAUCGUUUAGAGAGGAAGACCAAAAGCAGAACCACAGAAGCAACAAGUCGGACUGAAAUGCGUCGCACCGUUCAGCCAUCUUCUUCCAGAGUACGCCAGCCUUCCCUGGAUCUCACAGACGACGACCAAACAUCCUCUUUCCCUAUUUCUGACAUCCUGUCAUCAGACCAGGAGACGUACUCGAGUUCAGCACAUGGAUAUGAUAGCAGAGCUGCUAAGACCGCCGUAAGUGGGUCCUCCAAAUCCGGCCGUACUCUUCAGGCUGCAACAAUGUCCUCACAGAGCAAGCAGGCUUUACUGCCGAAGCCGCGGCCCACUAGAGCCUCCCUCCUGCGUAGAGCCCGCCUCGGCGAUACCUCUGAUACAGAUCUCGCCGAUGCGGACCGAGUAUCCGUGGCAUCCGAGGUAUCGACCACAAGCUCCACCUCCAAACCUCCAUCUGGCCGAGGGGGUAUGUCUCGACUGGACAUGCUGGCUCAACCGCGUCGGAACCGCUUGGGCUCCAUCUCGGCUCGCAGCGACUCCGAGUGUACUGUAGCACGGAGUUCCGCCGCCUCACCACGCCUCUCAUCCGAGACGGCUUUACGUUUGGGUUUACGGUCAUCCACGCCUACGGAGAACAAGCUGACACCCAGGAUGAGGGCCAACAGUGUAUCCAAACUCAAUGAAACCAGAACCAAGACCACUACGACUGGAUACUGUUCUCCUACAGAGAGCUCUCAUCCAGAGCCUGGCGGCGCUGACACAGAUGAAGAACUUCUUGUGUCCAGCAGCAACAGGUGGAGACGCCUGCCGCCGGAGUACGCCUCCACUUCGGAGGAAGAGUUCAGCUCCAACCGCAACCCUCCAAAACACGUAGGACGCCCGCACACGCGGCCGCAUCACCUCGUCCCAAACCGCGGAUCAAAACCCGUCACCACCACCAACACCACCACUGCAAGCCAGGCACCCGGCGCGGUGCCAGGGGCGGGCGUGCUCAAACACCGCAUGAAAGAGCAAGACGAGUACAUCCGAGACUGGACGGCACAUAGCGAGGAGAUAGCCAGGUUGUUCCCAUGUGUGCGCAGGAUCAGCCAGGACCUGGCCAAGGAUCUGGCCACUUUGGCCCGCGAGAUCCACGACGUGGCAGGCAAGAUCGACUCGGUCAGCUCGUCCGACACGGCGCCCAGCACCACCGUCAGCACUGCCGCCACCACGCCGGGCUCAGCCAUCGACACACGCGAAGAGGUAGGGCCAGCUCGUCCCACGCAACCGGACUUACAGGAGAGCAUGAGACAGUUGGUGGAUCGGGUAUUUGACGAGAGCCUCAAAUUCCGAAAAGUCCCUCCCGUCAUCUCCACGAUGCCGGAGAUCAAUGGCAAGCCGGCCGACCUCCGCCCUCGACCCUCCGACACCCACGAGCCCCGAGCUUUGAGGAGACGCACCUGGAACCGAGAGGACGCGGUGCUGGACAGCCUCCUGCUGCAUUCAGUCUCUCAGCUGUCCACCAAGAUCAGACACUCCGCUGACAGAACAGCGGGGAAGAUCAAGAUAUUGUUCAAGGAUCAGGAAAGGAACUGGGAGGAUAUCGAAAGCAAACUGAAGUCAGAGAGUGACGUGCCACUUUUGAAAACCUCCAACAAGGAGAUCUCGUCCGUUCUGCUUGAGCUUAGAAGAGUUGAGAAGCAGCUUGAAGUAAUUAAUCUAAUGCUGGACCCGGAUGGCAUGCUAGACAGCCUGGCCGCCCCCAGCACCCCAACCAAGCCCCAGAUUAGCAAACCAACAUCCCCCUCCACCAGCAACCCCGUCCCCCAGCAGCUCCCAACCAAAGAACUGCUCCCAGAGAUACUUCCUGCGUCGGGAGGGUUGGCAGAAUCUGUCAGGGUUCCUACGUCUUGCACGGACGCCACAGCGCGGGACGUCGCAACAGGUCUUGCAUUAACAUCAGUCGGGGGGCUGCCUUUUAGUCGCAUGAGGCCCAGCGGGAAGGAGGCCCUCGCCCAGAAGUGAGACUGAAGGAGGCGUGAAUGAAUGAAUGAACCACUAUUAGCAUUUCAGUUGCAUUUCGACCUCCUUCUCCUCCUGUUUGGACCCUUCCUCCAUGCCUUAAAAACAUCCCAUAAACCCUGCUACUUUACAGACAAAUAGAAUGAAUUAUAUACCUGACUUUAUGACAAUACACAGUAUUUCUUUUUGCACUACGAUAUAAAAAAACACAAUUUCAGCAGCCUUACGUGACCAACUUAGUCCAAAACUGACUUUUUAUGCUUUGUAAGUGAAAGGAGUCCAUUGUCCAUUCACAUGUCAUACACACCUCACAUUCAAGCAAGCAUAUGUAUUCUAUCUUGUCAAGUGACAAUAUUAUAGUAGUCAGUGUGCAGCUUUAACGCAAUAUGGAUUUACUAGUCAACACACAGCCAUUAUUGUUGGAAUAGCUGGCAACACAAGUGAGUACACUUUAACAGUAAAUGUAAAUUCUGUAUUUGUUGUGAAUAUUUAGUGUGCAUCUAGCGCUGCCUUCAUCGGUGGAGCUGCUGGACGUUAGAUACCUUGGUUCCGUCUCGCUUGAUGAUGACAUAAAUGGCCACCCCAUUACCUUGACCCCAGCAAAAGGUAUGUCUUCUUGGACAUGUUCUUGGACUCCUUAGUUUCCCCCAGGAUGCUGAGUCCUGCUCUGCUGCACACAGUACAUGUUGGAAUUCAGUUUUCCCCUCAAUGAACCGUGGCUCCCCAGCAUCGGCAACACUCGUGUAUGCUACCACUACCGUUAUCUUGCUACUCACGUGUGUUGCCAGCUCUUUAUACACUCAUGGCUGUGCGUUGACUUCUUUUUGAUUUAUACUGAAAUACAAGCGGGCGGCACGGCGGUCUAGUGGUUAGCGCGCAGACCUCACGGCUAGGAGACCAGGGUUCAAUUCCACCCUCGGCCAUCUCUGUGUGGAGUUUGCAUGUUCUCCCCGUGCAUGCGUGGGUUUUCUCCGGGUACUCCGGUUUCCUCCCACAUUCC